UUUGGGUGCUAUCGCCUUUCUCACAGUGAACGGGUUGGAGAGGCAAAGUAUGAGAGGAAAGGAGAGAGAGGAGAGAGGCCAUGGCUGACCAGGACAACUCUAUCACUGCUGAUGCUGUCAGUAGUUUUCUGCGGGCGGCUCGUUCUGGUAACAUGGACAAGGCCAUUGACCACAUAAAGAAUGGCAUAGACAUCAACACAGCCAAUCAGAACGGGCUGAACGGGUUGCAUCUGGCCUCUAAAGAAGGCCACGUUAAAAUGGUGCUGGAGUUACUACAUGGAGGCAUCGAUGUGGAAACCCAGACUAAGAAAGGCAACACAGCUCUGCACAUUGCUGCCCUGGCUGGGCAGGAGCAAGUGGUGGCAGAGCUGGUAAAUUACGGGGCCAACAUCAAUGCCCAGUCCCAGGUGAGACCCCAGCCAGUGUCGGAUGAGACCCCGACCCCCCUGGCAGAGCCCCCCGCAGAGGAGCCACCAGCCACAACGGAUAACCAUACAAAGGGCUUCACACCGCUCUACAUGGCCUCACAAGAGAAUCAUCUAGAAGUUGUGAAGUUCCUUUUGGAGAACGGGGCCAAUCAAAGCCUUCCCACUGAGGAUGGCUUCACCCCUCUCGCCGUGGCUCUUCAGCAGGGACAUGAGAAUGUCGUGGCCCUGCUCAUCAACUAUGGCACCAAGGGAAAAGUCCGUCUCCCCGCGCUGCACAUAGCAGCGCGGAAUGAUGACACACGCACAGCUGCCGUGCUUCUACAGAACGACCCUAAUGCAGACGUCCUGAGCAAGACAGGCUUCACACCGCUCCAUAUCGCCGCACACUACGAGAACCUGAACGUAGCCCAAUUGUUGCUCAACAGAGGAGCCAAUGUCAAUUUCACCCCUAAGAAUGGCAUCACACCUUUGCACAUCGCAUCCAGGCGGGGGAACGUGAUCAUGGUACGACUCCUGCUGGACCGAGGGGCACAGAUUGAUGCCAAGACCAAGGAUGAGUUGACUCCACUGCACUGUGCAGCCAGGAACGGACACGUGAGGAUCAUUGAGAUCCUACUGGACCAAGGGGCUCCCAUCCAGGCCAAGACCAAGAACGGCCUGUCUCCCAUCCACAUGUCAGCACAGGGGGACCACAUGGACUGUGUGAGACAACUCCUGCAAUACAACGCUGAGAUUGAUGACAUCACAUUGGACCACCUGACCCCCCUGCACGUGGCAGCCCACUGUGGGCACCACCGCAUGGCCAAAGUGCUGCUGGACAAGGGAGCAAAACCCAACUCCCGUGCACUGAAUGGUUUCACUCCGCUUCACAUUGCCUGUAAGAAGAACCACAUGCGUGUGAUGGACCACCUGCUCAAACACUCAGCGUCCCUAGAGGCUGUGACAGAGUCUGGCCUGACUCCUCUACACGUGGCCUCGUUCAUGGGCCACCGCAAAAUAGUCACCCAUCUGGUACAGAAGGGGGCUUCUCCUAGUGCUUCCAAUGUAAAAGUGGAGACUCCUCUCCACAUGGCAUGUAGAGCUGGACACUAUGAGGUGGCAGAGUUCUUACUGACCAAUGCAGCACCAGUAGACGCCAAGGCAAAGGAUGACCAGACACCACUCCACUGUGCGUGUCGGAUGGGCCACAAGGAGCUGGUCACUCUGCUGCUGGAACACAAGGCCAACCCCAACUCCACCACCACAGCCGGACACACACCCCUCCACAUCGCUGCCCGUGAGGGACACACUCAGACUACACGCAUCCUACUGGACAUGGAGGCCCAGCAGACCAAGAUGACCAAGAAAGGCUUCACUCCUCUCCAUGUGGCUUCUAAAUAUGGCAAAGUGGACGUGGCAGAGCUGCUGCUGGAGAGAGGGGCCAACCCUAACGCUUCUGGCAAGAAUGGACUGACUUCUCUCCAUGUGGCUGUCCAUCACAACAACCUGGACGUGGUUAAUCUGCUGGUCAGCAAGGGAGGCUCCCCACACAGUGCAGCUAGGAAUGGCUACACCCCUCUCCACAUAGCUUCCAAGCAGAACCAGGUGGAGGUUGCCAACAGCCUGCUGCAGUACGGCGCCUCGGCCAAUGCUGAAUCCCUCCAGGGGGUCACGCCCCUCCACCUGGCAGCUCAGGAGGGCCGGCCUGACAUGGUGGCCCUGCUCAUCUCCAAACAGGCCAACGUCAACCUGGGGAACAAGAGUGGACUGACUCCUCUCCACCUGGUGGCACAGGAAGGUCACGUGGGCAUCGCUGACAUCCUGGUGAAGCAAGGGGCAUCAGUGUAUGCUGCCACACGGAUGGGAUACACCCCUCUCCAUGUUGCCUGCCACUAUGGCAAUGUAAAGAUGGUGAAGUUCCUCCUGCAGCAGCAGUCCAACGUCAACAGCAAGACCAAGGUUGGUUACACUGCACUGCACCAGGCAGCCCAACAGGGCCACACAGAUAUCGUCACCUUAUUGCUCAAACAUGGAGCUCCGCCCAACGAGGUCACCACUAACGGUACGUCAGCCCUGUCCAUCGCCAAGCGGUUGGGGUACAUCUCCGUAAUCGACGUUCUCAAACUGGUCACAGAGGAGACGGUUUCCAUUACCACCACAGAGAAACAUCGUAUGAGUUUCCCAGAAACAGUGGAUGAGAUAUUGGACGUAUCAGAGGAUGAAGGAAUAGCACAGCUAACAAUGGGGGAGGAGCUGUUGGGGACAGAAGGAGCCAGGUACAUGAAGAUGGAUGACUUGAAGGACCAUGAUGACGAUUUCCUGUCACCCAAGAAAUCUAUGGACAACUACUCGCCUGCCAUUCCCAGGAUCCCUUGUGUAUCCCCAGAGAUGGUCCACCUAAAGGAGCAUGAGAUGGAGCAGGUACACACUCCAAUGCCAUUACAUAGGGAGUAUGAUGACGACUCCCUGAUCCCCAGCAGUCCAGCUACAGAGACUUCUGACAACGUCAGUCCUGUGGCCAGCCCCAUACACACAGGGUUCCUAGUGAGUUUCAUGGUGGAUGCUCGGGGUGGCUCGAUGCGAGGCAGCAGACACAACGGUCUGCGUGUCAUCAUCCCUCCACGGACCUGUGCCGCCCCCACACGUAUAACCUGCCGUCUGGUCAAGCCCCAGAAGCUCCCCACCCCUCCCCCCCUGGUGGAGGGAGAGGGCCUGGCCAGCCGUAUCAUCUCUCUGGGCCCAGCCAGCAUGCAGUUCCUAGGGCCUGUGAUCGUGGAGAUCCCACACUUUGCAGCCCUGGGUCGAGGGGACCGGGAGCUGGUGGUUCUGAGGAGUGAGAAUGGCUCUGUUUGGAAGGAACACCGCAAUCGCUACGGGGACAAUGUGCUGGAGACUAUCCUCAAUGGGAUGGAUGAAGAUCUGGAGAGCCAGGAGGAGCUUGGGAAGAAGCGUAUCCGACGAAUCAUCUCCACUGACUUCCCCCUCUACUUUGCUGUGGUGUCGCGUGUCCAGCAGGAGAGUGACCUGAUUGGCCCAGAGGGGGGUCAACUGACCAGUAAGCUGGUGCCGAUGGUCCAGGCUACGUUCCCUGAGACAGCGGUCACCAAGCGAGUCCGUCUGGGCCUGCAGGCCCAACCAGUCCCAGACGAGCUGGUUGCCAAGCUGCUGGGUAACCAGGCAACCUUCAGCCCCGUGGUGACUGUGGAGCCACGGCGACGCAAGUUCCACCGGCCCAUCGGCCUGUGCAUCCCCCUGCCCCCCUCCUGGAGAGAGAGCCCCCGGGACUCUGGGGAGGGGGACACCACCAGCCUGCGCCUGCUGUGCAGUGUCAUCGGUGGCACAGCCCCAGCCCAGUGGGAGGACAUCACUGGUACCACCAAGCUCAUAUAUAGCAAAGACUGUGCCAACUUCACAACCAAUGUGUCCGCACGGUUCUGGCUGGCUGACUGUCCUAGGACAGCCGAGGCUGUGUCUUUCUCCAACCUCCUGUAUCGAGAGCUCUCAGCUGUGCCCUACAUGGCCAAGUUUGUGGUGUUUGCCAAGAUGAACGAGGUCCGUGAGGGCCGCCUGCGCUGCUACUGCAUGACUGAUGACAAGAUGGACAAAACCCUGGAGCAACACGAGAACUUCAGUGAGGUGGCCCGCAGUCGUGACAUCGAGGUGAUGGAGGGAAUGCCGCUGCACCUGGAGUGUUCUGGGAACCUGGUUCCAGUGAGGAAGGCUACCCAGCAGCCUCGCUGUUUCAGCUUCCAGGCCUUCAAAGACAACAGACUCCCCGUCUCAGUCAAGGUGAGAGACAGUAGCAAGGAUCACUCUGGAUUCCUGUCCUUCCUACGCAAGUCUACCAAGUACGAAGACAGCCAACAUGUGCUGUGCAACCUCAACAUUACCAUGCCCCCGUGUAUCAAGGCUGCUGGUAGUGAAGACCGGAGGCGAACUCUGACCCCAUUAGCCCUGCGAGAGAGAUACAGCGCCAUGAAUGAGCCUGCCAUGGGUAAAGCAUCAAUGAGUGCCAUGGAAAGGACAGAGUUGAAGAUGGCUUUGAUAGCUGAACAGUUGGGACUGAGCUGGGCUGAGCUGGCGAGGGAGCUACAGUUCAGUGUAGAUGACAUUAAUAAGAUCCGUGUGGAGAAUCCUAACUCCCUAUUGGAGCAGAGUUCUGCCCUGCUCAACCUAUGGGCCACCCGUGAGGGCAAGAGAGCCAAGAUGGAUAGUUUGUAUACAGCUCUGAAGAGCAUUGACCGGAUGGACAUAGUGAACAUGUUGGAGGGCCAGGGGCCACAGCCUGCAGGGAGGCAGGCCCGGGAGUCAAGCAGACGCAGACGCAACGAGACUGACCACGUCUCCCCCAGCCUGAGCAAUGGUUACGGGCUGAUGCAGGAGGAGCUGCUCUCCCCUCCCUCCAUGCAGUACAGCCUGCCCUCCCCGCUGGGCAACGAGCCCUACUGGCAGGAAGUCUCCAGUCUGGAGUGUGCUCCAAUGGCCACCACUGAGGAGGACACGCUCAUGGAGAUGUCCGAUGUGCAGGUGUGGCCCUCUGGCAACAGCCCCUCCCUAGUGGCCGUGGAGGACUCCUCCCUGGAGUGCAGCAAUGCCGAUGACUCGGAGGGGCUGCUGGGGCUGCCAUAUGGGAGCCUGGGCCGGCCGGGCAGUGGGGCCAGCGGUGGGGGGCUGAGUGGAUCUAUGGAGCUGGUGGAGGACAACUCAGAGAUGGGGGCUGUUGACUCAUUCAGCACCGCCACACAUGCCACCCCUGCCUCGUUCAGCACCGCCACACCUGCCACCCCUGCCACCCCUGCCUCGUUCAGCACCGCCACCCCUGCCACACCUUCUUCGUUCGGAGGCACCAUCGCCGCCGCGGUCAACAACAUUAAUGGGCUGGACAAAGGUCAAGUGUCAAAUGUCGUGAGGUCGGAGGCAGCAGCGGUCGGAGGCAACAUGACGGGUGGAGAUGGAGCUGGAGGAGGAGGAGGAGGAGGAGGGACAGGCUCAGAGGAAGGGCUUUCUCUUGUUGCAGGACAACAGCAGCGGGUGUACGCCCGGCUGAGCGAGUCGCCCGGUCUGAGCCGCGUGGCAGAUCGUAAUGGAGACAGGUCCAGUGGUGGCAGUGGUGGUAGUGGAGGCAGCGGUGGAGGUGGUGGAGGCUCUUUCCUGUCCUACCUGCAGGAGCAGUCGGGUCCAGGCUGGCAACCUGUCACAGACCACACUCAGGCCUGGGUGGGCUCGCAGACAGCCAAACCCAGGCAGGCCAUGGACUCUAUGAUGUCAUCAGUACGCGCCGCCAUGGACAUGGACCCCAGCCAGUCCCGCGUGUCCCAAGAGGCCUUGCUUCAGCCAGUGCGUGACAUGGGGCACACGGAGAUCCUGCGUGGGCACUUCAGAGGCACCCAGCCAUUUGAGAAGGGCCUGGGGUUCCCUCACAGGGUGCCAGAGCUGCGGACCUGGGACGAAGUACGCCUGAGGGGGCAGGGUGACGAGGCCAAGGAUCUCCCAGGGGAACAAGUGAGCGAGGAGCAGUUCACAGACGAGCACGGAAACAUCGUCACCAAGAAGAUUGUGAGGAAAGUGGUGCGCAGGGGGAAGGGCUCAGGUGAUGAGGGGUGUCAGGAGCGUUCAGUGGGCGUGGAUGGCUCUCUGCAGGAUGAGCUGGAGGCUGAAGCGGAGCAGUUCAUGAACUACGCCGUCCUGAGCAGCAAGCCGGAUAUUGUGGAUGUGAAGAAGGGUGCUCAGAUAGUGAAAUGUGCCAGUCUGCGGAGAGUAAAGCAGUGAGGCAUGCAGACAGAGUGUCAGAGUGACACGUCCCCGCAGGAGUUGAACCCCACACCAAAACAACCCUACUUAGACACAUGACCGGCAGCAGGAGACAGGGGGAAGAGUGCACAUGAAGAGGAGUGUAAUAAUGGAGAUAAAAGAAGAGAGAUCUGAAUGACAAAACACCAACUUCAUAAUAACGACAACCACAACGGCUACGCCGAUGAUCUGCACGCACCGGAGAAGGAAAUGGAUUUACUUGUAGUUUUCGUACUUUUUUUUUUUUAAAGAAACAAUCAAAAAAACAUUAACUACUAGGCUAGAAGCAUGAUUUUGUAUAAAACAAAAACCAAACAGAGACAACAAAAAAACUAGCAACCAAAAUGUGCUUCCUGUUAUAUGUAUCAGCAUGAAUGACUGCUGGCGCAUGGCCUGUCUUUAACUACAGUACUAGGGGUUAUGGGAGGGGCGGGGGGGGGACCACUCCCAUGUGGGAUGGGAGGUCAUGAUGAGGUGUAGGGAAAGGUGAAUAUGUCAUACAUCCCUUUCCUGAAGAAAAAGGGCAGUGUUUGUUUGUGAAACUUCUGAAAAGGGAGUCUGUUAAAUACUCUGAAUUAUCUCUAGGCAAAGGUUUGCUCCCCUCUCCUUGUCACACUAAUCAAACUCUUCUAGCAAACAAACAAACAUCACCACAGGCUAGUUUCAGCCUUAUGUCCCACUGUCCCACUCCAGUAGCCUACACUUAGGAUGUUGGUGUUGUACAUACUAUAUGCACUUAAAUGAUACGUGACUGAGUGUUACAUGUGUUUUAUGUCACAAAAACCUUAUGCGAUGCUGAUGAUGAUGCUGCUGUUUCAGAUCUGCCCUGGUUUUCUUGUUUGGUUAACUCUAUGUGCAUAUUCUAUAUAUCUUGAUCUGUGUGGACAUAAGAACAAACAAAACAAUCUUUGUGUCAUUCUGCCUGUUUUAUCUGUCAGUUUUUGUUUGUCUGGUUAUUUGUUAUUUUGUGAUUUUCAUGUGCUCCCUCCCUUUGCUCCCUUCAUCUCACCUAUUGGCUUCAGAAACAUUUCAUAGUUCUUUGUGUUUUAGGACGAGGAGUUUCUGUGUUGACUUGCAUCCCCAACCCCAUAACCAACCUCCCCUUGAGUGGUUUGUGUGUUUCCAAGGUGAAUGUUAUUGGAGUAAAUGCUGGUGCGAUUAUUAGGACUUUGAAUAGGCCUUUCCCCUACCCUACAGUAUGUGUACAGCUAUAGUCGAGUUUGUCUGGUGGAUCCUGUCACCACCAUCUCCUGUAUGCAGCCCACUUCAGGCAUCUAUACACCCCAUCCUCCCUACACUCCCCCGUCCCUCUCAAUGUGGAUGUAGCAGUCCUGUCCUGUCCCUAUCGAUGUGGAUGUAGUAGUCCUGUCCUCUACCAGCAGGGGUCAGGGUUUCCUAAUAAUUAAUGUAGCAUCUCCCCUCUGCUGUGUCUGUCCAACAGCGACAGUGUUUCUGUCUGAUAUCACAGGAUAUAUCCAAGAAAGAGUUUACAGAUCAUCUCAGCACCUACCCGUCAUUCGAUAAGGGUAAAUAAGUAACUUGACCACCAUAGGCAAUAAUGUAGCUUUGGUUAAGCUGGUUACAGGUGAGAGUCAGCCAGAGAGAGGAAUGUAGCUACUGAGAUUUGUAAGUGUUGGGAUUGUAAGUGUUGUUUGUAUUGUUGGCAACUCUCAGAAGUGUAGCGAAGACAGCCAGCCACCAAUCACUGUGAUAAAAAACUGUAAUAUUGACCCCACAACUGUGAGCCCACACAAACCCACCCCAAACCUUGCUCCUGUCCUCUGACCCCUCUCUUCAUGUCUGUACAACCCUACCCUGUUUCCCAUCAGAAAUGUAUUGUUGGAUGUUUGUUUAAAGGAAAGCAAUAAUAACAUUGGUUGAAGGAGUAGGUUGUGUGUGUGUGUGUGUGUGUGUGUGUGUGUGUGUGUGUGUGUGUGUGUGUGUGUGUGUGUGUGUGUGUGUGUGUGUGUGUGUGUGUGUGUGUGUGUGCACUAUGAUCCCCUUGAUCAUUCACUACUUUGACUUUAGAUGUACUGUCUGAUCAUGCCAGAACCCGAGUAACCCACUUGCUAUCCACUUGACCUGCAUGGAACAGAAAGAGUUGUGGUUGUGUAAAGUAGACCAAGGAGACAUGUUAGUGGACUGAGUAACUGGUUAUGGGUUGUUGGAGAGUUCUCUUAAUCCAAAUGUUUUUCUCCCAGUCCCAACAGUGUUUAUUUUUUUGUGUGUGAUUGUGUGUGCUUGAAGGUUGGGGGGGCAAGGAAUCUAACUUCAUACCAGCCAUUCCCUGAGUUUUAUGCAAGCUGUCAAAUGUAUCAUUUUCAAACUCAUCAAGGGAAUGUAGCAACACUGAAAAACAGCUAAAAGUGUCCACUCAUUGUUGAUUUAAGCCUUAAUGACAUUCAUAUUUUACUUUAAGGAAACAUUUGAAUGUUGUGUGCGUGAAUGCAUGUGAUGAGUCCUCUGAUUGUAAGUACAAUUGAAACUGACACAGUACAACAGCAUUUAGUUUCGACAAAUGACAGUGCAGGGUUGAAGGAGGUAAAUCGGCAUGGGUGUGAAAGUGAUAUGAGACUACUGGUGGACAUAACAGAGGCUCUCCAGUCCCUAACCUAAUUCAUACAAAACAUGGUCACAGUAAUGUUACCUCAGUACAUUAUAUCAUCCUACAUCAUAUUAGAUGUAUAGAUCAUCUUGGCACUGUACCGUAACUGAUCUAAUACAUUACAUUUCUCAUAUCGAAGGAAAAUGUGUCACAAACACUCCAGCGAGUAUAUAAAUCAACACUCUGCAAUAAUAAUACAUGUAAAUGAAUCUCCAGUCCAGGUCCAUGCUUUAUCCGCCUCUGUAGCCACAGAUAAUGAAUGUAAGGUGUUGCUCUGUAGAUGUUAGUUGAGUAGGAAGGCUAGAUGUCAGGCUGUUUGAGUCUAUCUACAGAACUCAGGAUCUGUUGUUUAUCAAAGAAACUGUAUAAAACUGAACACUCUUAUAUAUGCAUACAUAUUCAUAAGUCAAUACCCAUCCAUGCAUGAUCAGAACAAGAGAAUGAGAAUGAGAAAGAGAAAGAGAACAGAUCUUCAGCUCAGGAUUUUGUAUUGAGACAUUUGAUCAUCUAUCCCUCCCUCUGCAGGGGGGGUGACAGGGACAGCAGACUGGGCUAUGUGGAUCUAUGGGAGAAGAGUGUUAGACAACUCUCUGACAAUACAUGGGGACUUCAUUUGCUAGGUUUUUUUUAGAUGGCAAGCAUUUUUCCUCAACACCGCCCACCCCCAUUCCAUCCCUGCUCCCUAUAACCAAAAAGAGAUUGAGCCAGUUCUAAGGCUUCCUUCCACACAGUGACAGGUUGAGCGGAGGAGUCAAUGAGAGGGAGGAGUGGAUAGGACUUUAGACUUAUUCAAAGUUAUAGUGAAAAUAUCAUGAACUGAAGGACUAUGGAGGUGACGACAUAAACCAAGUUCAUGCAAAAAAUAUUAACUGUUGCAAAAACUAGAGAACACAUAUACUCCUUUAGAAUGUAUUGAAGACAUUAUUAACGCAAUAGCAUAUUACUCAAUACUUAGGAAUGCAACUGCGCACAUGCACAGAAAAUGUUUUUAAUAUAAAUGAAUAUAUAUAUAAUAUAUGAAAAUAUAUAUUUACUUAGAAUGCUAUGCACCCUUGUCAACAGGAUUAUAGUAAUGUUAUGGAUGUACUUUUGGCAUCAUAGCUACCAAGAGACUGUUGAGUUAUGGGUAAUGCCUGAAACCUGGAAAAAAUAGGGGUCUUGUGGGUAUUUUAACUUGUUUUGUUUGCUUUUUUUAUUGUUAUGAAGAGGUCAAAUAUGGAAAACGUAUAUAAAUGUACAAUCCUUUUAAUCAAGUGGAAUCCAAUGACAUCUAUAGAUAAUCUACCCUGUACACCAGCUCAAAUCAUUUACACAAUUAAUAAAGAAAUUAAAUGUC
Molecule: messenger RNA, 10138 nt
Organism: Oncorhynchus nerka (sockeye salmon)
Lineage: Eukaryota; Metazoa; Chordata; Actinopteri; Salmoniformes; Salmonidae
Product: ankyrin-1-like
Exons: 44
Coding region: 81-6176 (2031 amino acids)
Biological process (GO): signal transduction
Cellular component (GO): cytoplasm
Molecular function (GO): protein binding
Source: RefSeq, a predicted model, not a curated record